Molecule: messenger RNA, 4776 nt
Organism: Acanthopagrus latus (yellowfin seabream)
Lineage: Eukaryota; Metazoa; Chordata; Actinopteri; Spariformes; Sparidae
Gene: klc2
Product: kinesin light chain 2
Exons: 14
Coding region: 223-2118 (631 amino acids)
Biological process (GO): microtubule-based movement
Cellular component (GO): cytoplasm; membrane-bounded organelle; kinesin complex
Molecular function (GO): kinesin binding
Source: RefSeq, a predicted model, not a curated record
UGAUAUUUUUCUUCAUCUUUGGUUGGUGAUUCUGGGAGGACAGCCAUCUUUCGUCUCCCGGCUGUCACAUUUGAAGCACAUCGUCCACAUUAUUUUUAACUGAGCUGAAGUUUGUUGUGAGCAUGAGCGGUCAGUGACGACCAAACACUGUGGAUACAUUUCAGAGCCCUUCCUGCUGUUCUCCAUCGUCAACUGACAGUCUGGUGUGUAUGAAACCAGGCAAUGUCCACCAUGGUGUACCCACGCGAUGAAACCCUGGAGCGACUGAGCCAGGAUGAGAUCGUCCUCAACACCAAGGCCGUCAUGCAGGGCCUGGAGACGCUGCGCGGCGAGCACGCCCAGCUCCUCAACUCGCUGCUGGACUGCACCCAGCCGCCCGUCGCCCAGGAAAAGUCGGGACUGCUCCGCAAGAGUCUGGAGGCCAUCGAGCUGGGCCUGGGAGAGGCACAGGUGAUCAUCGCCCUGUCGAGCCACCUGAGCGCUGUCGAGUCGGAGAAGCAAAAGCUGCGCGCUCAGGUGCGCCGCCUCUGCCAGGAGAACCAGUGGCUGCGGGACGAGCUGGCGGGGACGCAGCACAAGCUGCAGCGCAGCGAGCAGAGCGUCGCCCAGCUGGAGGAGGAGAAGAAGCACCUGGAGUUCAUGAACCAGAUCAAGAAGUUCGACGAUGACGUGUCGCCCUCAGAGGAGAAGAGCCAGAGCGCCGGGGGCGGCGGAAGCGGGGGAAGCGGAGGAGACACUUCAAAGGACAGUCUGGAUGACCUGUUCCCCAACGACGAUGACCAGGGACCAGCCCAGCCCAGCGGAGAGGUGGCAGCCCAGCAGGGCGGCUACGAGAUCCCGGCCCGCCUCAGGACGCUCCACAACCUGGUGAUCCAGUACGCCUCGCAGGGGAGGUACGAGGUGGCCGUGCCGCUGUGCAAACAAGCUCUGGAGGACCUGGAGAAGACCUCUGGACACGACCACCCCGAUGUAGCCACCAUGCUCAACAUCCUGGCCCUGGUGUACAGGGACCAGAACAAGUAUAAAGAAGCAGCUCACCUCCUGAAUGACGCACUGGCCAUCAGAGAGAAGACGCUGGGGAAGGAUCACCCAGCCGUGGCCGCCACCCUCAACAACCUGGCCGUUCUGUACGGGAAGAGGGGCAAAUACAAGGAGGCUGAGCCGCUCUGCAAGAGAGCUCUGGAGAUCAGGGAGAAGGUGUUGGGGAAGUACCACCCAGACGUGGCCAAGCAGCUGAACAACUUGGCCCUGCUGUGUCAGAACCAGGGCAAGUACGACGAGGUGGAGUACUACUACAGACGAGCUCUGGAGAUCUACGAGUCCAAGCUGGGCGCCGAUGACCCCAACGUGGCCAAGACCAAAAAUAACCUGGCGACGUGCUACCUGAAGCAGGGGAAGUUCAAAGAUGCUGAGUCUCUGUACAAAGAGAUCCUGACCAGGGCGCACGAGAAGGAGUUCGGAUCCGUCAACAAUGACAACAAGCCGAUCUGGAUGCACGCAGAGGAGAGAGAGGAGAGCAAGGGUAAGCGCAAGGACUCUGGCCCGUAUGUCGAGUAUGGGAGCUGGUACAAGGCCUGCAAGGUGGACAGCCCCACGGUGAACACGACCCUCAAAAGUCUGGGAGCGCUGUACCGUCGCCAGGGCAAACUGGAGGCAGCAGAAACGCUGGAGGAGUGCGCCAGCAAGUCCCGGAAGCAGGGAAUUGAUGCCAUUAACCAGAGUAAGGUGGUGGAGCUGCUGAAGGACGGAGGAGCGGGUGGAGGCGACAGACGACACAGCAGGGAGGGAGUCAACGGGCCGGGAGGACAGCGGGGAGAGAGCGAGGGCGACGAGUCCGCCGAGUGGAACGGGGACGGUAACGGCUCUCUGCGCCGCAGCGGCUCCUUCGGGAAGAUUCGUGACGCCCUGAGAAGGAGCAGCGAGAUGCUGGUGAAGAAGCUGCAGGGCAGCGGACCACAGGAGCCCCGAAACCCAGGAAUGAAGAGAGCGAGCUCCCUCAACUUCCUCAACAAGAGCACCGAGGAGACCACACAGGACACCAGCUCCGGAUUCUCCGACUGCAGGGGACUGAGCGCCAGUAAUGUUGACCUAUCCAGACGCAGCUCCCUGAUUGGCUAGGCAGAGACAGAGCGGCGGGACUCGGCGGAGACAGAGCGGCCCGACGAGGAGAGGCUGUUUGCAGCUCGGUUUGAUCCAACAAACACACCUAAAGCUCGACGCCAGAUCAAACACUUUGCACCUGCAGCAUAUUUUUUAAAGAACUGAAGGAAAAAAAAAACAACGUACUAAAAGUCAGUCACCCUGUGCGACACAGUCGCUGCUGCUUCGCUGUACAAACCGCCGCCCGCGAUCAGAGAAAGAUAAUAUUUAGAUACUCAUUAAUCAGCAUGCUGCUUACUAGAAAGUGGAAUGUCUGCACCUGAACGCCUCGUGUUUGUUGACUCAUAGCACCGUAGCAAAGCGUCGUAUCCACAUCGUGGUGAGUCCGUUCCCUUCGAUCCACACCCUCACGUGCAGACACUCAACCUUAGGUAGGCUCAAUACUCCGGUUUCAGUUUCCAAGAGAAGCGUUGCACUCUGUAUAUAUCACCAGUAGCAUGACGGUAAAAAAAAAAAUGUCACAAUCCGCUUCGAUUUUAUCAGAGGUACGAACAGAUCACACAAGCAAUCUUUGGGGAUUCUCAAAAAACCAUUAGCACUAACCAUUUAAACCUCACUUUUUGCCUUCUUGUUUUGUUUUUUGUUAUGUAUAUAGAAUUUUAAAUUAUUUGAUAUUUCAUUCUUUGUAUAUAGUGCACAUUGAUCUGUUUGUUUUUUCUCUUUGUUUACACUUUAUUUGGUUAAAGAGGGUUUCAGUUGGAGGAAACACUACUGAUGUGAAGGGGUGAAGACUGGAAGAGAAGGAAAACAUCGACAGGCUGUUUAAAUGCUGAUAAUUUCAGAACCUCAGUCGCUCAAAUCUGCCGUAAUAAUGCACUCUGAGAGCAGAUGUCUGGAGGUUUCCACUGAGUCCUCAACAGGUCAAGUUACAGGAGACGUCUAGUUUUCAAAUGAACUUUGUUGGCGCCUCACGGGGAAAAUGAAAAAGGGCCAGAAAGUUAAUUUGAAAGCAAAUCAACAGAUAAACCUCCUGUGUGCUGCAACAGGACGCUUAAUUGAUCACUCUAAUCAUACUGUGAGGUCACUUUUCCCACUUCUAUCAUAAAACACUUUGAAUUUCCAGACUUUUUACCAAACAAGUCCGAAUGGUAUUGAAAGAAAAUGCUGUGAAAAAUAUUUAAAUCUAAUUUGUUUACAAUCAUUAAACCAGGAUGUUAAAGGCAUAAUCAACCCUCGUUUAAAACUAUAUGGGUAACUACCUUUUAUUGUUGGUUCAAAGCGGACGCAGUGCGUCGGCUACGAUAUGUUUACUUUUAUCAAUUCCUGCUGUGAGUUGUUUUUCCCUCGUUUGCUGAAUAUGUAUCAUUUUGUACAAAACAAUCCUCAGUGAUAUCACUGCUGACCCGGAUGGACGCCAUCAGUCGGCGACCGUCCGUCCUCGAUGAAGUUCGUUGUGCUGAUGCUUUUUCUUUCAUGUUUUGGCUCAGAGCUUUUAUGUUGAAGGUACCGAAAAACUGAUUCUUUGAAUGUUACAUUUCAUGUUGAUUGUGCGGUCCGGUGGCAUUCACGCUGGAUUUUUUUUGUUUCGUUGCUGUGCUGUCUGCAAGCCGGGAGCUAAACUCCACCAAAAUAAGACCGAUACCAAGAGAACAGUCCACAGAAUGUACAUGUGACGUGGAAACUGGGCUCGAAUGUGAUCAGAUUGUCAAGAAGUACCUUUUUUUUGGGCCUUCCUCCAUCUUGCUCGUAAAACUUAUAACACAAGAAAUCCAAAAACAAGAACUGUUGACAAUCUGAGUUUGAUUUCAAGAAGAGGACGCAGGCUAUUGUUUUGUGGCGUUGGAGGCAUUUUGUCAACGGCGGUGCGUGCACACCGUCGCCAUGUCCCAUAAACAACCUGAGGUUUCACCUUCUUGAAAUCACACUGCCGAGUCUAAAAAAGAAGUGCUAACUAUAUUCAGCUUGUGAUUGUGCUGAGUGUGCAAGGCGGUGCAGGUUAGUGAUGGACGGCGAUGAAGAAACUCGUGCAUGACGGGACGAAAGAGGGUAAAGUAAGUGUUCAGAGAGACGUUUAAAGUGCUUUAAGUGUCGUUCGCAGCAAAUAAUGUACAGAAUUAUCCGUAUACGACCUUUAUAUGUAUUUACUGUAUGUCACUUGUUCACACACACAUAACGAUGGGAAACUCCUUUAAUCACACAGUCUCAGUCGACACCGCCUAGUGUACAGAAGUUAGCGAAACACUAAUUUGUAGUUGAAGGUGGCUUCCUCUACACACCGUACUGUAUCACCAAUACUAAUCGAUCAUUUACUGUAUUAAUCAGGCACUUGCACACCACCGCGAAGCGUCUCAGACUAAGUGUUACGAGCAUUAACGCGCUGUGUCGCUCAAUAAAUCAGCUGAGAGAAAAACUGUAAACCUCUCUGGUUGUUCAAUGUUCGUCCUGAAGUUGUCAAUCCAAAGUUUGAAAGAUGAAAUCCGAUCUUUGUUUCCUCUGACGUCCAAAUAUUCACGGGGAUCAGCGCAUUAAUCCUAAGUGUCGUGGGUACGAGGGGGUUCUUGUUUAUGUACAAUCUCAGCUCCUUGUAUUGCUGAUGGAUCUUAUUGUGAAGGGGCCAACCUGAUGUGUAUUUUAUCAAAACCUUCAAUAAACACAAAUUCCACUUUUCAAACCUGA